This is a messenger RNA of Annulohypoxylon maeteangense, 1485 nucleotides long. RefSeq lists its product as uncharacterized. Lineage: Eukaryota; Fungi; Ascomycota; Sordariomycetes; Xylariales; Hypoxylaceae. The record is from RefSeq and is a predicted model, not a curated record. The transcript has 2 exons. Bases 437 to 1255 code for a protein of 272 amino acids.
UAGACCAAACACACAACUUCGAUACUCGCUUGUGUGCCUCGGUAUCUGCGCUUGUAAUUGACUCCUAACAGUUCCUAGUCACCUACCUAGGUAGUCAGAUCGUUAGCGCAAAACGUAAUGUGCGCCAUUACCGAGGGGAAAAUGGAGACGAGACGUGGAGACGAUAUUCACUCCUCAUCUUGUCUACUUCGUCUCCAUCGUCUCCAUUAUCUCCAUCACCCCGGAAUCCAUCUAGAAUCCAUCUUAUCUCAAACUACGAAAACCGAAACCGGCCAUUAGGAAUUAUACCAAGACAAAGAUUUGACCUGAGACGUCAGAACCAGACUUCAGAUAUUUAGGAAAUCGUGGAGAGAUUCGGAUACGGUUCGAUCAGCCAACAUCGAAAACCAAAACGGGAAUCCGAAAUCCGAGAGGAAUAAGGAAUAAGAAUUGCAAUAUGGCACCUCUAACUCCACACUGGGCCCAGCCCUCACAUCCCGAUGUCCAGGACGUGAUCAUCAACGCGCAUGAAUUCACAUCCAAGAGCCUGUCCAAAAUCUCGCUACCACCCUUUGGGCUAUUUGCGAAGAUGGACUUCCCGCCAUGCACUCUCGCCCCGGAGCCGACAUACGCCACAGUUCAGUGCGGCCGAGACAAGCACCUGAACCUGAACAGUGACUUGCUGUACAUCAACCACUCUUGCGAGCCAUCCCUAAUCUUCGAUACCGCCACCCAGAAUAUCGUCGCGGGGCCCAAUGGCCUGCGCGUCGGCGAAGAGCUGACCUUCUUCUACCCAUCCACAGAAUGGCACAUGGCCCAGCCCUUCGAUUGUCUCUGCGGCAAACCAACCUGUCGCGGCCGCAUCAGCGGCGCCAAGGACAUGACCCGAGCCCAGCUGGAAGGCGUGUGGCUCAACGGACACAUCCACGAGCUGCUCAAGGAGCAAGAGCUCGGCGGAAAGGAACCUGAACCUGAAAAUGGCAGUAGUACUAAACCCUCCGCUUCUUCCGUUCCCACGACAGCAUCCGACGAUGCCACCGCCGAGGCGCUAAGAGACGCCUUGAAGCACGCCGAGAAAGUAGUCGAGGCCGCGAAGAUCGCCCUGACGUCCUACCUCGAGUCCGCGACGGUUAGGGGCAAGAUUGGCAAAGGAGGCGCCAAUAGCUUCGGAGUUGCCAACGCCACCUCAGCCGCCGGACUUACGAGACGCGGCGUGACGUCACGGGAACUGAGCGGUGAGAUGGGCGGCGAUACGAUCUUAGCUACCGGAUCUUGAAGUGGACGGGGAAUUUCUUUGGUUACAGUAUUUUGAUUAUUUAGGAACAUUUCUUUUCUCGAAUUCAACAUUCGCGUAUCGAGUCGGCUUUCAACAGACCGACUUUAUUCGCUUCAAAGACAAUAUCAAUAGAUAGCAGAUAACACUCAUACAAAGUUCUAGUCACAUAGAGAUACUUAGAAAUUAGGGCGCAACGUUCAUUUUUAGAUGAUUGAUUUAAGUAUUUAUGA